AUGCUUUCUACAUUAACAAAUUCAAUUCUGAGCGUAUCACAAAAAUUGCCAAUAAUAAAAUCGGAUAGUAAUCGUACUACUAACCACAAUUAUCAUCCUGUAAAAAGUCAAUUUAAGCAAUCUCUUGAUAUGGCAGAUGAAACGUUAAAGAAGGCACUAAAGAGAGAAAAAAGAGAAGGAUGGGGUAAAAAAAUUAAAAGGAUAAAAAAAGAAGUACAGGGUAAGGAAAUUCAAAAUAUACAAGAUGAAAAUGAAAUGUUGGGUAAAGAAGUUCAAGAAACACAAGAUGAUCAUAAAGUUUAUGUUAUUUCACAUAAUACUCUUGUUACAAGAGGGUUUAUUGGAUUUUCGCAAAGUAGAUUUGCUGAGGAUCUUAUAUGUGAUGGUAUGGAAAUUGAUCUCAGUUAUUCCAAAGACG
Messenger RNA from Cinara cedri, 418 nucleotides. The record is from the annotation of a GenBank genome assembly. Lineage: Eukaryota; Metazoa; Arthropoda; Insecta; Hemiptera; Aphididae.